This is a messenger RNA of Phytomonas sp. Hart1, 1349 nucleotides long. Lineage: Eukaryota; Euglenozoa; Kinetoplastea; Trypanosomatida; Trypanosomatidae. The record is from the annotation of a GenBank genome assembly.
GGAAAGGAAUACUACUAGGGCUUAUUUUUACCCCUUUUUAGAAGUAUCAAUAAACCUAUAUAUACUUAAUAUUGAUAUAGAUAUAUAUUUAUCCAAUAUCAGCACAUAUAUCUGAAACUUACAAUUACCCUUACUACAUUUUUUAAGUAAUCAUUAACUAAAGUAAAUAAGUCAUGAACCACGAUGACGCAAUGUGGAAUGUUAUGGGGCAGGGAUUUUGCUCUUUCAAGGUAAAGACUCAUGACGAUAAGGUGCGUUUUUGUCGAAAUCCUUACAACAUCACCGGUUUAUGUCAGCGCGGGGUUUGCCCUUUAGCAAAUGGACAGUACGCCACGGUUAUCGAGCACGAGGAUGAGCUUUAUCUUUACGUGAAAACCGCCGAGCGCGUCCACCUUCCACGGCGACAAUGGGAAAAAGUUAAACUUGACAGCAGCUUUCCAAAGGCACUCGAACAAAUUGACGAGGAGCUCCAGUGGUGGGAUCAGAAAUUAGUAAAUAAGAUUAAGGCCCGUCUAUUGCGUCUGAAGCAGUAUUUGAUGCGUAAGCGGAAGAUGCUGAUGGAGCCGGAGGUGAAGUAUGUUUCGGUGAACAAACGGCAAGAGGAUAAACUCCUUCGUCGGGAGGAGAAGGCUGAGGCGGCUGCUCGGAUUGAGAUGGAAAUUGAGAAGGAACUCUUAGAUCGUCUUCGUCGGGGUACCUAUGAUAGCGUGAUGAACGCAAGCAAGGAAGUCUUUGAGAAGUUUCUCGAUGAGGAGGAGAAUCGGGAGGAGUUUGAUGCGUUAGAAGCGGGCGAGGAUGAGGAGUUCCCUGAGUUUGUAAUGGAUGAGGAGGAGGAUUUAGAAGAGGAGCUGGAGGAAGAUGAACCAAGUACGUUAUCGACGGUUAAAUCACGUAAAGUAAAGGAUGUAGUAAGGAAUAAUAAGGGUAGUAUUAACAACGCUCGAUGCCGCCGCGAGAAGUUGGUUAUUGAGGAAGAAGUAGAACGAGAACCACGAACGACGCGGCGUGUACGGAUAGAUGAGUCAGAUUGGUAGAGGACUUCAAAAUUUUUUUCAGAAAGAAAAUGAAUUAUGGUAGUUCUCGGGAAAGAUUUCAUUUCUUUCUGUAUUUCUAUUUUUGAUACGUUUUCCUGCUUUGCAUUGUCCUCCUUCAUGCUUGACAUCACGACAAAGGUAAUAUCACAAUUUUUUAAAAUGUGAAUACAUGCUCUUUGUUUUGUUUUCUACAGGUAAUAACUAAAUACAUUGUGAAAAAAAAUCGUCACAUUAUUCCAUCGGGUAAAGCUAACAAUAUAUAUUUUUUGUAAAUGCAACAUAAUGGAUACUUCUUCGGGGUUGUUGACAUAAUAA